Molecule: messenger RNA, 2226 nt
Organism: Herpailurus yagouaroundi (jaguarundi)
Lineage: Eukaryota; Metazoa; Chordata; Mammalia; Carnivora; Felidae
Gene: SPPL2C
Product: signal peptide peptidase like 2C
Exons: 1
Coding region: 79-2115 (678 amino acids)
Biological process (GO): membrane protein proteolysis
Cellular component (GO): Golgi-associated vesicle membrane; lumenal side of endoplasmic reticulum membrane; cytoplasmic side of endoplasmic reticulum membrane
Molecular function (GO): aspartic endopeptidase activity, intramembrane cleaving
Source: RefSeq, a predicted model, not a curated record
CACACCCACCCCCUGGGAGAGGGGACCCCGCUGGGAGCCGCUGCCACGUCGGGAUGCAGCAGUAGGUGGCUAAGGAGGAUGGCGUUCCUGGGAUUCUUUCUCCUCCUCCUCCUCCUCCUCCUCCUCACCAACACCGCUGCCCGGGGGGAGUAUGGCGUGGUCCACGUGGUGUCAGAAAAUUGGAGCAAGGACUACUGCAUCCUGUUCAGCUCCGACUAUGUCACCCUGCCCCGGGACCUGCACCACGCCCCACUCCUGCCCCUGCACGAUGGUACCAUGGCACCCUGGUGCCCAGGCAAGGACUCCUCCCGCCAGGUCCGGCCCGGCGCCCCCCGCCGGCGGCCCCUCCGCCACACCACCGCCAUGGUCAUGAGGGGCAACUGCAGCUUCUAUGCCAAGGGCUGGCUGGCUCAGGGCCAAGGCGCCCACGGGCUGCUCAUCGUGAGCCGGGUCAGCGGCCAGCAGUGUUCAGACACCACCCCGGCGCCCCAGGACCCCCACCAGCCCCUGCCCGGCCUCACCAUCCCCGUGGCCGUGCUCCGCUACAACGACAUGCUCGACAUCCUCCGCCACACCCACGGCAGCGCCGAGGUCCGCGUGGCCCUGUAUGCGCCCCCAGAGCCCGUCCUCGACUACAACAUGGUGAUCACCUUCAUCCUGGCCGUGGGCACCGUGGCCGCUGGCGGCUACUGGGCCGGCCUGACCGAGGCUGACCGGCUGCAGCGGCGCCGGGCCCGGGGGGGAGGGGGGCCCGGCGGUCACCACCGGCAGGAAGCAGUGGCCGCCCCGCGGGGACAGGAGGAGGAAGACGAGGGCGCGCCGGUGGACUUCACGCCGGCCAUGACGGGCGCGGUGGUCACCAUGUCCUGCUCCAUCAUGCUGCUCCUCUACUUCUUCUACGACUGCUUUGUCUACGUCAUGAUCGCCGUCUUCGGCCUGGGGGCGGGCACCGGCCUCUACAGCUGCCUGGCCCCCCUGGUGCGCCACCUGCCCCUGCAGCAAUACCGCUGGCCCCUGCCUGGCCACCGCGCCUGCCUGCAGCUGCCCCUGCUGCUGCUGGGCGGCCUGUGCGCGGCGGUGACCGUCCUCUGGAUCGCCCACCGGAACGAGGACAGCUGGGCGUGGCUCCUGCAGGACGCGCUGGGCGUGGCCUACUGCCUUUUGGUCCUGCGGCGCGUGCGGCUGCCCACGCUCAGGAACUGUGCCUUUUUCCUGCUGGCCCUGCUGGCCUUCGAUGUCUUCUUUGUCUUCGUCACGCCCCUCCUCACCAGGACCGGUGAGAGCAUCAUGGUGGGGGUGGCGGCGGGCCCGGUAGAUUCCGUGAGCCGCGAGAGGCUGCCCAUGGUGCUCAAAGUGCCCUGGCUGAGCUUCUCAUCCUUGACCUUGUGUGCCCAGCCCUUCUCCAUCCUCGGCUUCGGUGACAUUGUGGUCCCUGGCUUUCUGGUGGCCUACUGUCACCGCUUUGAUGUGCAAGUCCGUUCCCGCCAGGUCUACUUUGUGGCCUGCACGGCGGCCUAUGCCGCGGGCCUGCUGGUCACUUUUGUCGCCAUGGUCCUCAUGCAGAUGGGCCAGCCCGCCCUGCUGUACCUGGUGUCCAGCACCCUGCUCACCAGCCUGGCCGUGGCCGCCUGUCGCCAAGAGCUCGCCCUCUUCUGGACGGGCCAGGGCAGAGCUAAGACACCCGCCCAGGCUGUGGCCGGGCUGCGUGGCGCCCCUUCAUUUGGCUCCGCGCAGAAGCGGGAGGAUACGGCAGACGUCCACACAGCCAGCAAGUUUGAGGGGGCCGCCAGCCACCUGGCAGGGAACUCAGACACCAACCUUGAAGAGGACACAGCCGAGAUUGCCACCAUAUCCGAGGAUGAAGCCGCUGGUCCGGAUGGCCACAGCGAUAGCUCUGAAGGCUGGAGCGAUGCCAGCCUGGACACUGACGAAUUUCCUCGUGCCUCCCCUGGGGCCUCGGAGUUGCUGAUACCUCUGAUGCCACCGAUGCCAUCGCCCUCAGAGCCGGGCCACGCGCAGGCCCGGGCCCACGACGCCGGCCUGCCCUGGACGGGGCUCCACGAGAGGAAGGGCUUGAAGGUAAAGGAGAGCAUGUCGACCCAGCCUCCCUUGUGAACCAGCACCCGGAGACACGUGCCUCUAGAAGGUCCGGCAGAAUACCUCAGAGCAAAGCCACACGCAGUCAAAAGGAAAUCAGGGCAUUAAAGAUAUUCCGUGUCUACCCAA